Messenger RNA from Cucumis sativus (cucumber), 1583 nucleotides. Its product is annotated as protein CIA1. Lineage: Eukaryota; Viridiplantae; Streptophyta; Magnoliopsida; Cucurbitales; Cucurbitaceae. The record is from RefSeq and is a predicted model, not a curated record. Gene Ontology annotation, molecular function: protein binding. Gene Ontology annotation, biological process: iron-sulfur cluster assembly. Gene Ontology annotation, cellular component: cytosolic [4Fe-4S] assembly targeting complex. Bases 214 to 1266 code for a protein of 350 amino acids. The transcript is spliced from 10 exons.
CAACUUCUAAUUCAAAAGAGCCGUGAAGUAAUUGGCUUAGUUCAUUAAUGCGUAAAUCUCUGUAAGCGGACGACUUGUUGAGGAGAGAAUUCGCGGCGGCGCGUGCUGAUCCCUUCGCCGACCAUUACAGUAGAGUGGCAGAGUUUUCAAUUAUUGCGGUCUUAGGGCUUGAAAAUUUUCCCGUUCUUUUCCGGAAAUUUGGCCAUUCUUGUGAUGGAACUUUUGGAUGGCCGAUUUGAGCUCAAGGAGAUUGCCAAGCUUGAAGGUCAUACUGAUAGGGUAUGGAGUCUGGCAUGGAAUCCGGCCACCGGAGUUGGAGGAAUUCCACUUGUUUUUGCUUCCUGCAGCGGCGAUAAAACCGUCCGUAUCUGGGAGCAAAGUCCCUCCUCUGGUUCGUGGAAUUGCAAGGCAGUUUUGGAAGAAACACAUACUAGAACUGUGAGGUCGUGCGCUUGGUCACCAAAUGGUAAAUUAUUGGCCACUGCAAGCUUUGAUGCCACCACGGCUAUUUGGGAGAAUACAGGGGGUGAUUAUGAAUGUGUUUCCACUCUAGAGGGUCAUGAGAAUGAGAUAAAAAGCGUAGCUUGGAAUGCAUCUGGUUCUCUGCUUGCAACAUGCAGUCGAGAUAGAACCGUUUGGAUUUGGGAAGUAUUGCCAGGAAAUGAGUAUGAGUGUGUUUCUGUGUUGCAAGGACACACACAAGAUGUAAAAAUGGUUCAAUGGCACCCAACCAUGGAUCUUUUAUUUUCAUGUAGCUAUGACAACACUGUUAAGGUUUGGGCAGGUGAUGAUGACAAUGAUGAUUGGCAUUGUGUUCAGACUUUAGAUGAAUCUAACAAUGGUCACUCUUCUACAGUUUGGGCUCUUUCUUUUAAUGCAACUGGAGACAAAAUGGUCAGCUGUAGUGAUGAUCUCACCCUUAAAAUUUGGGAAACAGAUGAGACAAAGUUGCAUUCUGAGGCUGGCUAUUCACCAUGGAGGCAUACUUGUACUCUUUCUGGUUAUCAUGAUCGAACAAUUUUCUCUGUUCAUUGGUCAAGGAACGGUAUAAUUGCUAGUGGAGCAGCUGAUGAUGCUAUCCGUUUGUUUGUGGAGAAUCAAGAGAAAGGGAUUGAUAGGUCUUCAUUUCAGUUGCUAUUUAAGAAGGAGAAGGCCCAUAGCAUGGAUGUAAAUUCAGUGCAAUGGAGCCCAGGGGAGAAGGUGCUUCUUGCUUCAGCGAGCGAUGAUGGUACGAUAAGAAUAUGGGAGCUGGUUCCUAUUUCCUAAUUCCUAAAUUGACUUUUCAAAUCAUGUUUGUGCCAUAGUAUUUUUAUUUAAUAACCAAAUAGGUUUCAUAAAUUAUGUGAAUUAUAAUGUUCAACCAGUUAGUAAAGUACCCAUAAUUUAAAAUUCCCUAUGUUUUGGGGCAUCCACUCAUUUCUCUCUCUUCCCGAUUUAUGAGAUCUUUAACCUCUUGGAUGAUGAACCAAGAGAUCAAGCAGAGUUUGUUUUACUUUGCUGAAUGAUCUUCCAAACAUGUCAAAUCCAAACCUUAACAGAAUUGGAUCGACUAUUCAAAUGUUUAAAUGUCUUUUUAUUAAUAA